Messenger RNA from Physcomitrium patens, 7869 nucleotides. RefSeq lists its product as uncharacterized. Gene Ontology annotation, cellular component: cytosol. Gene Ontology annotation, biological process: tRNA methylation. Lineage: Eukaryota; Viridiplantae; Streptophyta; Bryopsida; Funariales; Funariaceae. The record is from RefSeq and is a predicted model, not a curated record.
CCCCAGCGGAUCUUUUAUUUUGCCGUCUCGUCAUUGCUGUCAGAGAUUCUUCCAAGUAGCCGCGCUUAUUUGCAUGGAUUCCGCAGCGGUCGUUCGUUUAUACGUUCGUCCAUUCAUUCUCUCAUUCUAGUGUAGGUGGAAGAUCCGUUGCGACGUAUUGCUGUCGUUUUGAGAAUUCCCUCUAGUGAUUUGGUUUUCUUCUCCGAGAGGAGGCAAAACGGUCAGCAAGGGUUUUGAUCGGUCGAGCUCAUGUAGGCAGGUUUACCUAAGUUCUUUGCGGGUGGCAGGAUGGCAGUUCGAUGGAAAGCCGGUCAGCGGCGCAAACGGUGGACCGAGCAAGCCAUCUCUCUUCGUGCUAGUUCUCUCGCUAGGCUACAAGACUCAGUUGUAUCAGCUGAUUUGCAAUCUGAUGCAGCAUUUACGAAUUUCGCUAAACUGCUCCAGGCUUUUGGACGACUGCCUUCCACCUUUGCACAAAUAGCGGCAACCAAAGCUCUCUCUGAUGUAUUGCUGUCGGUGCUCAAAUCUGAUCACGCUUCCGCACAAACUGCUCUGCUUUUGUACGUGGAGCUCCUAUUUUUGGACAAUUCUCGUCCUAUUCACCGCGGCUUGUUAACACCCUUGUCACGUCUAUCUGACGAUUGGAAAGUUAAAGUAGCAGAUGCACUCAAUGCCUGUUGCUUGGAGUAUGGUCAGGGCGGAACAAAGCACCGAAGGUUUUCCAUAGUGGGAGUCGUAUCAUCUAUCUCUACACUUCCACAGCCGGGUAUACUGAAAGGAGUAUUAGAGAUUUGCUUAAAUGUUUUUACGUUGUCGGCUUGCCAUGAUAUAUCAUGGGUGCUAGAAUAUUCCAAUGAAGGAGGGCGGCCCCCACCAAACACAAUGGAGGAUUGCCAGGACGCAGUUGGUUCUCUUUAUUACGUGCUGCAACAUUAUCCUCACACGUUUAUAAAUGAAGAUUUGGAUACAAGGGACGUCUCAGAGGAAUCAACACUGAAACUUAAUCAGAUUCCAGUAGAUCUGGAUGUCUCAAAUGAUAAGUGUUCAGUAAAUACUGAAGGACGAUCCAUUCAGUUUUGGUCGAGGUUGUCUGGGGUGGUGGUGUAUGGCAGAAUAGUUCGGACACUGAUAGAUGUACUUCAAACUUCGGCGCUGUCACGAGACUGCGUGGUGGCUGCAGGAGUAGGACUCUGUGCCGCUGCUCAAUUCAAGAACACCAACGACGAAGUUGCUUUAAUGCUAGCUAAAUCGGUCUUUGCUUCUUCUACAGCUCAUAGUGUUGCUGUCAUAUCAACUGUGGAUGGUGUUAGUGAAGGACCCAAUCAGUCCGGAAUGAUGGAAGCCGCCAUUAUGGAUCAAUGUCGAAGUAAUCUCUCAGCUGAGGUCAGUAAAUUCUCUGAAUUUGGCAGGCUGUGUGUGUUGCGGGGACUCUUAACUGCCCUGCCUCGAGUAGCUCUCAACACUCCUCUUCUAAUUCGAGAGGGUAUCAGUUGUGGUGAGUCAACUACCAUGAACGAACUUGGCUGCAGCACAGAAUCAGCCUGGAAGUUGUGGACAAUUCUCUAUGACGGGAUAUUGCCUGCUCUUUGUACGUUCUCUGAGGGUUCUGUCGACAGUCAUUUCAAGUUUCAUACAAUUACAGCUCUCCAAAUAUGCUUACAGCAAGUGCGUGCUUCUGUGACUGGAAAAUUAACCCAAGAAGCACUUGAUCGACUAGGUGAAGCGGCCAGUGUUCACAAAGUCAUGAUUAGUGGGUAUGAACCGUUGCCAUCAACAAUGUUAUCUCGAAUUCUACAAAUUGUGUGGAAUAACUGGGAAGAUCCUCUCACUCAAACCGUGAAGCAGGUCCAAGCUGUUUUUGACCUCCUUGUGGAUGUCCAAUUUAUAUUCGCACAACAUGGACACAAUGGCGACAACGAUAAUGUUGAAGCAAGCCAUGGAGAUUUUGUGAAACAGAUAGCGUCAAACCUGCUAGCAGAGGGACGUUACAGAAAGGGCAAGUAUGUGCCUUUGGCAUCUUUAGCUGUACGGAUAGGUGCUGAAAAGUUGUUGUCUAUGAACCCGAACCUGUUGUUUGAUACUUUUCAUGCGCAGUCCGAUGAUGACGUGUGCUGUUCUGCGAGCUCAUUUUUGAAAACAUUUCUUGAGCGUCUGAAAGAGGAUUGCUGGAGCUCCUUUGGUGGAGUUAAUGAAGGCUGCCUAGCUUUUAGACGGCUGUGGAUUCCCCCUCUUCUCACAGUUCUUCUCUCUGGAAAUUCCCGGCUCAGGACCAAUCUUAAUACUUACGCACUACCGGUUGCUAUGCGUAUUGAUCCGGACAGUGUAAUUCCCAUGUUGGCAUUCAUAUUAGACGGAGCUGACAAGUGGGGAAAAAGGUCCAAUUUAAGUUGGGAGGAGUUGAUGGGUGCUCCUGGCUUGCCUUCUCACCUAACAAUGCAUCAGCGCAUAGCAGCUUUGAUAUCAGUGCUGAAGGUGGCGCGUUCUUUAGCUCUCAUCGGCGGAGAUAUUGAUCAAAAUUUCGACACCGGAAGUUCUGUCACUGGGAUUACUAAUGAAGAUCUAAACUCAUCAUCUGGUGAGACUGUUAUCGUGAGGGUUCAAAAUGAGAUCGUUCAGGUCCCCGUUUCAUGGCUUGAGCAGGCGUUAACCCAUCUCGAUGAUAGCUUACGAGUUGAUGCAGCAGAACUUAUCUGCUUGAAUCCAAAAACGACAUCUAUGCCCUCUGCUUUGGAAUUGAAAAUGUUAAGGCUCUCAAUACCUUUGAAUAUGAGGUGUUCCUCUACGUCAUUUCGAAUGCGAUGGACCAGCUUGUUGAAAAAGUUCUUUAAUCGUGUUCGAACUGCAGCAUACCGGCAUCACCGACUGAGUAAUGAACCUCGGCUUGUGAAGACUUCGCCUUCUGUAAUCAGUUAUGGGGAUGAAAAAAGAAAGAAAAGAGUUGCAGCAGCAGAGAAGCAGUUGAACGGAAAUGAAGAUGAGCAUGUUUCGAAAGAUGGGGUUAGCAUUGCUGAGAUGCAAGAAUUUAUGCAGCUGUUGACCCAGUACCUACUUUCUUCGCUCUAUCCUUCUGCGCCUUACGAGCGCAAGAACAUGGCAAUGGAGCUUUUGAACGCAAUAAUUGAGGUUUGGAGUUUCUCACCUGAAGAAAAGCCGACGGGAACCAACUCACUUAUUGCAGACUUUUCGCCGUACCAAGCUGGGCUUUUAUCGGCUGAGGCAACUCUUGUAGUUGUUGGUGCAAUCGUAGACAGCUGGGACAAGCUGAGGGAAAGUGCGUUUAGAAUUCUUGUGCGUUACCCGACUCCUCUGCCAGGUUUGGAGUCAACUACCUCAAUCGAACGCAUUCUACACUGGGCCAAGGGCCUUGUUAGUAGCCCUCGUGUGCGAGAAAGUGAUGCAGGAGCUCUUGUUCUCCGCCUCGUUUUCCACAAAUAUGUACUUGACCUUGGUUGGAGUAUUAAUGUUCAUACUGUACUGGCAUCCACAGUUGUGAGCAAUGAAUGUGGGAAAGCAGGGCCUGCUAGAAUAGGAGUAGCAAUAGCAGAGUAUGUGGAGUCUCUGAAUGAUUGGCUGGAAUGGGGGAUUAAUGAGGGGGACAGGGACCUCCUGAAGGCCUGUUCACAUAGUUUUGUGCACGGGGUACUGUUAACACUUCGGUAUACAAUGGAAGAGCUUCCAUGGGCUUCAGUUGCUGUUCAAGUGGGUGUUCACCGUCUUAGAGCCGCCCUGCAUAAGCUCAUCAGCCUGCUUUUGCGGGUUACCUCUUUGACUCUGUGGGUGGUUGCUGCUAGUGCUCUUAAUCUGCCACCUGACAUGGCUUCAGAUACCUCAGCAGGUAUGUUGGAUGACAUGAUUGAUGCCAAUAUCGACGAAGAGAGCUUUGAAGAUGGAGAGGGGGUCGCCCCAGUUGAGCAGAUGAUCAUGGUUGGCUGUUGGCUAUCAAUGAAAGAGGUUAGUCUUCUUUUGGGAACUAUUGCGAGAGAGGUACCUUUAUCUGAAUGCUUUUCUGAAGAAGAGAAGACAAGAUCGCUGGUUGCUGCAGAGAAUACAAGUGGGCUGUUGAACGCCGAACAGCUGGAGGCAAUGGGGGCACAUUUCUUGCAAGUGCUUCUGGCCAUGAAACAUAAUGGUGCUAUCGACAAAACUCGAGCUGGAUUCAUUGCCCUUUGUGAUCGGCUUCUUCGCUCCCCUGACCCCAGGUUGAAUAAAUUGCCUGAAACAUGGAUGCAUCAGUUGAUUGAAAGAACAGGGUCUAAAGGACAGACAGUAGACAAUCUAUUGAGACGUAGUGCUGGCAUACCUGCAGCAUUCCUGGCGCUUUUUUUGGCUGAGCCUGAUGGUGCACCUAAAAAGCUUCUUCCAAUGGCCAUGAAAUGGUUGAUAGAUACCUGUAAAAAGUUCGUAUUCGCAUCUACCAAAGCAAGUUCUGAAAGCAACGAUAAGCAUAUUUCUCGUGGGGAGGAUCUUGUACUUGUUGUUGACAACACCGCUGAUAAUUUGGAGCUGCAAACUAAGAUGAAACGGCGGGAUGAAGGUGUGGUGCCCACCGUCCAUGCGUUCAACGCAAUGCGAGUCGCAUUUCAUGACACUAACUUAGCUACUGAUACUUCUGGAUUCUGUGCGGAUGGCCUCAUAACUGCUAUACAAGCUUUCUCAUGCCCUUAUUGGGAAGUUCGCAAUAGUGCAACACUUGCAUUCGCAGCUCUUGUGCAUCGUACAAUUGGAUUUCUGAAUGUGUACAAACGUGAAUCUGCGAGGCGAGCUAUUACAGGCUUUGAGUUCUUUCACAGGUUUCCAACUUUACACCCCUUUCUUUUGCAAGAGCUUCGGUCAGCGACCUUGCAACUACAGCAAGAUGGUGAUGGUGGAUAUCAGGGCCAUGGAAUGACAAGUACUCUUCAUCCAAGCUUGGGUCCUGUCUUAAUCAUAUUGUCUCGGCUCAAGCCCUCGGUUAUAAGCACAGGCGUGGGUGAUUGGGUCAGCCCUUCUGCGUUCCGCCCUUAUGUGACUUCAUGUGCAACACUUGAGAAUUUCCAUGUCAGAGUGCUAGCAUCACGAGCCCUGGCACCUCUCGUUUCGGCUGAUGACUUACCUGCAGUCUUGUUGGAACUUGCGAAGAGCUUACCGAAUGCAAGAAAUACACCAAAUAUUGCGCUAUCCUAUAAUGCAAUGCAUGGGGUGCUGUUGCAGAUGACUGUUCUCUUGACCUCAAACUGUUCUGCGCUUCCGGAUCUUGAAAUGCGCCAAAUGAUUGUGACAAAGUUGUUCACCGAGGUCGAACAGCACUUAUGGCUCGGUUCUAUUCAUCAUUGUCCUUGCCACAUGGUAGUAGGAGCCUUCUUUUGUAUGUUAGAAGCAAUGUUAAGUGUUGCCAAGACUUGUGCUCAAGGCGUGGUAUCCAUGGAGACCUUGACAAGGAACGUGCAAGCGCAUCUUCUACAUCUUUGCGCUGAGUGCCUGGAGGAUGAAACUGAAGGUAUUGCAAGCUGGAACGAGGCUAUGCAGGUUCUUCUCUGCGAGCGAGCGUCGAACCUCUAUUUUGGGACCAUCCUCUCGAACUUGUUGUUACAGAGCAUUGAUGCAAAGGCUACACACAGUGACGGGCCUGAGCAGUUGAACGACUCCUAUAGAAGCAGUUCGUCAGACAUGUUGGCAGUGAAGAAUCUAGGGCUCAUGUUCAGUAGUGCGCUUUCACAUAGAAUGUAUGAAGUGCGUUUAGAAACCCUCAAGGUUCUAAAAAGUUUCUUUUUCUGUUUAACACAACCAAUCACUGAAAGGAUCGGCUGGAUUAGUAACUACUUGCAGCCAUUGCUCGUGGAGCGAUUAAGAAUUGAGACCCACCCAGGUUGUGUGCGUCGCAUUCUCCAUGUUCUUUACGCUUGGAGGUCAGUGUUUAAGAAGAAUUCACCAGCAGAGGAUAGCAAUACUGCUUGGGAUUCAUCGUCGUUGGUAACAUGGGACAGGGUGCUGCAUAUCUACAAGACAUCGAAACACGCUAAAACUAAGGAAGUCGCCAUGAGGUGUAUGGGAGCUUGCUUGAGCUCGGUGCUAAGCUAUCUGCGCUUUACAAGUGAUGAAGAUUGUCAUGUAGCAGACGGAUCAUCGACACCUGAACUUGUUAGGCGAGCAGUUGAUGAAUGGAUUUGCCUAGUGAAUAAGCAUAGUGCAGCAAGUGAAUCUGCAAAUUUUCGCCGUGCUACAGCAGAGGCAAUUGUGGCUUCCAGCUUGCUGGAUCAAGUUCCAAGCGUGGCGUUAUUCUUGACAAAAGUUUCAAAAGUGGGGGGGCACAGACUGGAGUUUGCGGAGUGGUACGGAAAAGGCCUAUUACAGGUGUGGUGUGUCUGUGUGAAGCUCCUGGAAGAUGAAGACCCAGAUUUGCGGCAGAGUCUUGCAUUGUCUCUGUUGGACGUCCUUGCUCUUUCAUCUGGAACCAACGGAAAUGCUCAUUUCAAUGCAGCAGUUCCGUCACAGGUAGAACGGGUGGUGCAGCUGGCUUUUCAGUGGUUGAGCUCACAUUUCGGGUCGUGGCAUGUAUACUGGAGUGUGUUGGCAGAGUGGGUAUUGGGUUCAGAGGAUAUAGAUGCCCUUCUUGUAAGUGAAGUUGAUCUGGUCAGACGUUUGUUUGACAAAGAAAUUGACAAUCACCAUGAAGAGGAACUUGUGUUCGUACAACUUUGUUGCCUCCAUUUGCGGCUGUUAGUCGGUUACGACUCUUUGUCCUCAUCUGCUGAGGUUCGAGGUUCUGAUUUAUUACAAGGAAUACAUCAUUCCAGGCCAGAAUCUUGUGAGGCGUUUGUGGGAGCGUGGAGACAGAGGUUCCUGGAACAAGUCAAAUCUUGUGCAGAGUUGACUCUGCGUAUGCAGGAGAAAAUGCCGUGGGUCGGUGGUGUGACAAACCACCAGGAUGCGUUUAAAAUGGUCUAUCGUAGGCUGCUUGGUCUCUUGAUUUUUGCAGGGCCUUGCAUCAGCAGUCAGGCCCAAGUCCUCAAAGACCAACUUUUGGAAAUCAGCAGAUUAUUGCGACAAUUGCCUUUGAAUCCGCUGGUGUCCAAUGUUAUGUAUAAAAUAUUGCAGGCAUAUGAAACUUAUGAUGCGGCUAUUGAUUUGGGUUCCGCCAAUUAUCGUGCCAGCAUGGGCUUAGCUUUCUGUGAUAAGUUCGAGCCGUUGUUUCUUGUGGAGUGAAGCUCCUUAUGGCGGAUUGGAGGGUAUAUCCUCCAGUUGAAAUUCUAGCUGCUGCUGCUGCUGCUGCUGUCCUAAGCGUGUGGAGCAGGUCGUUUCGAUUAUUUUGCUUCAGACAUAACCAUGAAUAUGCGAACUAUUAAAUUCAUUUCACUGGAUUUAUGAUGGUAGUUGAUUCUUAUGUGACACCGCGGAUACGUGAAAAGAGACACCAGCGGCAUACUUCAUAGCGUUUUUCAGUGAAUACUCAGCAUCAAAACAGUAAGGGUAACCUAGAAAGGCCCUUGUGCGACUUCCCAACUCCAUAGGGUUACGUGCGAGUCCCCUCGCUACUUGAAUUGGCUAGCUGUAAGAAUGAGCUUGCUCCGGUAAUCGCAAGCAUUGGACGUGGAACAAUCAUGUGGGGUUAAGAAUUUUUCAAAGCAAGACGAUGCUCAAGUUUUUUUAAAUUUUAACGUCUCCAUAUAUAUAUAUAUAUAUAUAUAUAUAUAUCCAGUGGGUUUGCUCUGCUUCUAGUAUGUACACUUUUAGGUCAUAAUUGCUGGAAGUUCGAUUUGUUUGUUGAAUUAGGCAUGUGUGUAACUCUGGUGAACGGCAGAGUAUUCAACCAGAUUUGCGGUGUCACAGUCUGCAAGCAAUGUGCUGCACAUUUUCACUAAGUCGCAAAUGUUUCCUCCCCUGUUGAAAAAU